Messenger RNA from Nerophis lumbriciformis (worm pipefish), 1098 nucleotides. NCBI's taxonomy places the organism in Eukaryota, Metazoa, Chordata, Actinopteri, Syngnathiformes, Syngnathidae. The record is from RefSeq and is a predicted model, not a curated record.
AUGUCACGUAAAGCCAAAGAAGAAUUUUACCGAUUCUUCAGCGUGACAGACGUACGCACGCACGACAAAGGACACACGGAAUAUAAAGUAACAGCAAGGUUCGUGUCCAAGCGUUGCCCGGAGGAUGUGAAGGAGGUGGUGGUGUGGAAAAGGUACUCUGAGCUGAAGAAGCUACACGGCGAGCUGGCCUACACGCACAAGAACCUGUUCCGAAAAGAGGAGGAAUUCCCCCCGUUUCCCCCGGCGCAAGUCUUCGGUAGAGGGAGGUUCGACGAGGCCGUGAUAGAGCAGAGGAGGAAGGCGACGGAAACCAUGCUGGUUUUUGCAGCUAGCAUACCUGCGCUUUACAACAGCCCACAGCUCAAUGAGUUUUUCAGGGGCGGAGACGUGACGAGGCCUCUGGAUCCGUCUGAUGAUACUUCGAGUGGAGCCCUGCCUCCGCCUCUCAUCCCUCUCCCCGAGCGGAGAGAUUCAGAUUGCGAGCCUGCUGAGGAGGAGGUGGGUCGGGAGGCGCCCAUUUUGCCCCAGGACCUGGGCAACAACUUGAGGAUUGACAUGGGAGAGCCCGAGGUGGCGGUUGAGGCUUUCGGCGAGAUCGGGGAAGAGGGUUCCCGAGACGGGCUGGACGACGGCGUCACGUCUCUGGUCAGAACGGACACGCCGCAAGAAUCUGAAGAGGAAGCCAAGUCACUCGACGCGGCAACGGAAAGGUGCUCCCUGUCGCCAAAUGAAAAUUCACGCCUCCCACUGUCCGACGACGACCUGGCCGUCUUUGAUCCUUGUUUCAAACGAGUUCUAGGCGAAUCUCACGGCGACCGUAUGGACUUGUCGUCGCUGGCAGCGAGCGGUCCGGAAACCGAGGCGGCGUAUCUGAACCGAGCGGCCGCCGAGCUGACGUCCGCCGAGGCCAGUGAGACGGCGGGGGAUGUCGGUACUGCCAUUUGCAAAUAUAGGACGGUGGUGGACAUACUCAUUACUGGAGUGAAGGAUGAUCCGGAUGCCGCUCGAAGGGAGUCAGUCAAGCGAAGGAUUGCUCAUUAUCUGGAACAUGCCGAGAAACUGCUGGACGGCCGCGCCUCGCCUGCACAUGACCUGUGA